UAAAUUAAUUGAGUUCAUUUUCUUUUUUUAUUCUUUUUCUUAUUAUUAUUAAUGACUUUCUUUUUAAUUUUUCUUCUAUGGCUGCUCUGAUCUCCGACACUCUCCAUGAUGUCAGAAAGUGACAAAAUCGUAAUUUAAAUCCGCUUAUCUGCAGAAUUGUUCCUUCUGUAAUUAUUUGCACAGUCAAUCUUUGUAGAUCGCGUGCAACACGACCACUUCCUGUGCAUACUGUUUGUUUUUUGUUUUUCUUUGCAUAACUAACCUCAUUUGGAGUCUCUGUAGAUCAGGCCCUUAAUGUUAUACAAAGAAAGUUGACGUUUUUGGUAAAACUAACAACCUAUUUAUGGCACAAUUUAAUGGAAAUUGCAUAUUUGUCAGGAAGAAAAUCUUCUUUGAACGUCCCAAAACAGGAAGUAUAUUAAAUUCAGUGGACACAUCUUAGCAAAAAAAAAAAAGUCAGCACAGUUAAUUUUACAUAAAAAUAUUGAUCCAUUAGAUCCUUAGAUUUAUGUAAAAUGUAAUAAAUCUACAAAGAAUAUGUUGUCAAAAAUAACUUAUGUGAAUGAAUGAGAAAAUAAGUUAUGUUAGGUUCUUAUCCUCAUUUUCCCCAAAAAGUUGUCAGUAGUUUUUUUGCUUUUUCUCAUUUUAGAAAGAUGAAAGCUGCUCUUCUGGUCGCUGCCCUUGUCCUGCUGGAGGGAGGGACGCCAUCCUACACCCUUUAUCCUUAUGUGGAGCAGAACAACAGCUCUGUUCACAAUCAUAUCCUGGAACAGAAAUUUAACACGACCACAGUUCCUCAAGGGACAGAAAAGAGCAACAUUGGAGAGAAAAUACCCUACAAUCCUAAACCUUGUAUGAAGAAUCCUAACAACAACGCCUACGAAAACUUUGUUAACAAACACGUUCUGCAGACGGUGUUUGACACUUCCUCACCUUCUGCAUGGAAAGAUUACCUGCAAAAGUACAAUCUCUGUGACAGACCUCGGCAGUCCUUUGUUGAUAAAGGAGCUGAAAAUCUUUUUGUGAACAUCUGCAACGGCUUUGGGAAGCUUCUAUGGAACAACUUGUGCACCAGCACCCAGACAGUUUGGCUGCAUGAUCUCAAUGUCAAUACAUGGGAUUGCAGCAUUACUUAUCUAGAGAGCGGAAAUCGAUAUGUGACUGUUGCUUGUGACAUAGUCGACAACCGCUGCCUUCCUGUUCACUUUCAAAGCAGCCAAAACAAUGGGCCAAACAACAAUGCUCAAGAAUGCGGAGCCAUAAAUUAAUCUCUGGUUUGACAUCUGAAACGUCUUCCAGGUUUGGCAAAAAUGCUGUUUUGCGUCGCAAUAUAUCUGAAUCCAGCUUUAGUUCAGCCUUUUUCUGCUUUUAGUUUAGUUGAGUUUAUUUUAUAAACACAUCAGAGAUGUCACGUGAUCAAUGAAAGAUAAGGUACGAUUUACAGUUUUUAAUAUUUCAGCCUUGAGAACCUUUGUUGGUGGAACUCAAAAACUAAUUUCUUUUGUAAAACACCUGGGAGUUUUGGUUAUAAUUUUUGAAUUGAGAAGUUUUUCUUUCUUACCUAAUUAGAGUCGCCAUUAAAUAAAGUUUUUAGUCCAUAUGUCCAGAGCAUCAAGUUACCAUGACAACCAGCUACUUACAUGGAACAACAAAACUGUGACUUAAAUUUAUCUACGUCUCUGAAUCACAUAGAUCCCAUACAUGAAAAAUACUUGAUAUACUUUUGCAUCCCUGAUAAAUAUGAAGUAACAAUCAUAACAAUAAAGUUUUAUAUUUUACAGACAAAAGAUUAUACAUUUUCUAAGUGCUGUGAACAACAUUUAGUGUUUAAAUGAUUGUUUUGCUAAAGAUGUUUCCAAAGUUGUGCAGCAUGUUGAUUUGUUCUUUGCUUUGCUUCAAUAAAAUUUCAUAAUCAAUCA
This is a messenger RNA of Gambusia affinis (western mosquitofish), 1919 nucleotides long. RefSeq lists its product as uncharacterized. Bases 582 to 1268 code for a protein of 228 amino acids. The record is from RefSeq and is a predicted model, not a curated record. Lineage: Eukaryota; Metazoa; Chordata; Actinopteri; Cyprinodontiformes; Poeciliidae. The transcript is spliced from 3 exons.